GGUACAAGCCUCAUUAUCGUCAUCAAUCAAUCAAUUUUAAGUGUCCAAAAACUUACAAUCCGGCAUCAAAAACAGCGAAUAAAUCAUCGCAAACCCGUCUACAGCGAUCUAUAACUACUAAAAGAUCAGCGCAUCUGUUCGUCCCACUUCGACCCAUCGCGUGUUUUUCUCCACGCACUAAAGAUCCCCCUAUUCGAUCUACCGUCUCUCACCAUAGCCAAAAAAGCGUUCGCAUCACGCCAUCAACAUACGACAGCGCGCCUCGAAUCGCCAGAGCCUCCUCCCUUACUCCAACGUCAGAACCAGCGAUAGCUUCCAAAAGGUUCAUUAUACGAUAAGAAAAAUUAGGGGAAGGAGGGGGUUGGUGUGCCGAUUUCGAUAGCCAGAAGUAACUGCCCAUCUAGGCAGCAUCAGCUAGCCGGCAGACAUCUCGGCACGUUCCGAACGAAGAAUGACCCGCGCAAGUCCAACCUAGAUACCGCUGCGAAAGGCCAGUAACAAAGAUGUCAGGCGAAGGACCAGAAAGCAUCCCCACAUCCGCAGACCCGCGCUCCAAACGCCCGGUCAAAAAGCGCGCCUUAACCCCCCUCUCCACCCAAGCACGCGAAGUCGAAGCCCUCUUCUCCAAGCCCGAGCAAGAAGUCCGGAUCCCCGACCCAUCCGCCACCCGUAAACGCGGCGCGCUCCCACCGCCUCCAGAAAUUGUGACUAAUGUUCAAGGAUCCAGCGCGGGAGCGGGCUCGGGUGAGUUCCACGUAUAUAAGGCGAGUCGGCGGCGAGAAUACGAGCGACUGCGGUUAAUGGAUCAGGAGGUUGAGUCCGAGCGCGCGGCGAGUGAGUUCGAGGCUAAGAAAAAGGAGACGGAGACGCGGGAUGAGGAGAAGACGAGGAAGAAUAGAGAGAAGAGGGAGAAAGCUAAGGCGAGAAAGGCGAAGGGGAAGAAGAAUGGUGGUGGAAGGGGAGGUAAUAACAAAAGCAAUGGUGCCGAUGCAGAAGGUACACCUGAUGGCGAUAAGUCUACCACUGCGCCCGCGAAGGGCGUUAAGGCUAGGGUCGACGUGAAGAAAGACGAGGCAGAAAGUAAGGAGAAGACGGCUGAUGGAGAACCCGCGCAAACGGAUGCGCCGGCGGAAGAAGUAAAGGGUAUCGUCAUCGAAGAGGACUAAUAGGAUGGAAUUUUAAUACAGAGGUACCCAUAAUCCCCGUGAUCAUUAAUCUCGUUAGGUAUAGGCCGGAAUAGGAUGGGUGUUCGGGAUUGAGAUACAUAUAUGCCUAUUUGAUGGCUUGACGCAUCGUGGCAACUAGGGAUGGCUUGCUAAUACUACAUCUACUAUUGUACCUUGAUACUGUACCAUCACCUGUAAAUUCAUCAAAAGAGGCAGAAAUUUCUUGUCGAAGUAUCAUAAAUGGU
Messenger RNA from Hypoxylon trugodes, 1411 nucleotides. RefSeq lists its product as uncharacterized. Gene Ontology annotation, molecular function: protein kinase inhibitor activity; double-stranded RNA binding; protein kinase binding. Gene Ontology annotation, cellular component: nucleolus. The record is from RefSeq and is a predicted model, not a curated record. NCBI's taxonomy places the organism in Eukaryota, Fungi, Ascomycota, Sordariomycetes, Xylariales, Hypoxylaceae. Bases 504 to 1166 code for a protein of 220 amino acids. The transcript has a single exon. Gene Ontology annotation, biological process: negative regulation of protein kinase activity.